This is a messenger RNA of Aspergillus clavatus NRRL 1, 717 nucleotides long. RefSeq lists its product as uncharacterized. The transcript is spliced from 2 exons. The coding region runs from base 1 to 717 and encodes 238 amino acids. NCBI's taxonomy places the organism in Eukaryota, Fungi, Ascomycota, Eurotiomycetes, Eurotiales, Aspergillaceae. The record is from RefSeq and is a predicted model, not a curated record.
AUGCCCAAAGGAAGACAAAAGGUUGAUAGACUGGCUACUGCCCAAGCCAGAGGUUAUGUUCGAGGAGCGAAUCGAGACAAAGACCAAGAAUACUGUGAGACCUAUUAUUCAGACGGAUCCAAGGCUCUCCAGGACCGAGUCCUAUCGGAUUAUAUAAUCUGGGCCUCCCAAGAGGAUGAGAAUCUCCGAAAGGAGGGUCUCCGUGAAGGACAGCCCGUGCCGGAUCUAGCCACGAUCAAGGACUUUAUCCGAUUUUACAUCUACUCUUCGAACGGAAUGAUCUCUCUGCGCCCUACAAAAUCGUCCGUAUUGAAUUUUGCUGAACGAUUCUUUGCCGGUUUCACCCGUCUUACUAAGACUACUUUCGAUACGAGGGAUACCAAGGAUGUUUAUAAGGUUUGGAGAUCUAUCACUGAAUUACUUCCGGCGGAUACUAAGUGCGAAAAGUGGAUAUCGAAAGAGCUUGUUCAGGAAAAAGUCAUCGAGGAUAUAAGAAAAGCGAAGCACAUGUUUACGCACUGUGACCUCACCAACAUUUUUGUGUCCCUGUGGACCGACGAUGAUCCUAUGUUCAUCCACCCCAGAUACAGAGUUCAAUUAACAUUCGCAAUCCUUAUUUACUGUUACACUGGAGCACGGAUUGGCACAUUUAUACCUGAUACCUCGAAGAAAGACGAACGUGGGCUCCGAUAUGAAGUACUUCAGGCGACCUGCUAA